Messenger RNA from Raphanus sativus (radish), 610 nucleotides. RefSeq names its product auxin-responsive protein SAUR40. Bases 58 to 483 code for a protein of 141 amino acids. NCBI's taxonomy places the organism in Eukaryota, Viridiplantae, Streptophyta, Magnoliopsida, Brassicales, Brassicaceae. The transcript has a single exon. The record is from RefSeq and is a predicted model, not a curated record. Gene Ontology annotation, biological process: response to auxin.
AACCAAACAUUCGCAUAUACUUGUCUGUUUCUCUCUAUCCAUUGUCUGAAACCAAACAUGAAGUCUCUGCUUCACCGCUUCUCACAAGUCGCCGACUCCUCCUCCUUCUCCUCUUCCUCCCACUCGUUUCGCUGCAACCAGAUUCUCUGCUGCGAUGUUCAUCACCCAACGUUGGUUAAACGAGCAACCGUCGCGUCGAGUAUCCCUUCAGGUCUUGUACCGGUUAACGUCGGAGAGAAGAUGGAGCGAUUCUUGGUGAGUGCUGAGUUGCUUAACCACCCUGUGUUCGUCGGUUUGCUUAACCGAUCUGCUCAGGAGUAUGGUUACGCUCAGAAAGGUGUUCUUCAUAUCCCAUGUAACGUAUUCGUGUUUGAGAAAGUCGCUGAGGCUCUCCGAUCUGGAACCUCUCAGUCUCAUGAUGUGCCGGAGCUUGUUUCAUUGUUAUCCGGCGAAGAUGUGUCUCUGUGGUUAAUUACAGAGUAGCUAAUGGUUGUGUUUCUUGAUAUUUAUAUAUAUGCCAAGGCCAUUUUUGUUUGAUCUUCUCCUUUUAUUGUACUGAUCAAAGGAACAUUUUCUUGGUGAUUGAGAAUGAGAAGUGUAUUUUCGGUUU